Molecule: messenger RNA, 3346 nt
Organism: Hordeum vulgare subsp. vulgare (domesticated barley)
Lineage: Eukaryota; Viridiplantae; Streptophyta; Magnoliopsida; Poales; Poaceae
Exons: 9
Coding region: 114-1484 (456 amino acids)
Biological process (GO): collagen metabolic process
Molecular function (GO): iron ion binding; oxidoreductase activity, acting on paired donors, with incorporation or reduction of molecular oxygen; L-ascorbic acid binding
Source: RefSeq, a predicted model, not a curated record
GCCUCUUCCGCGGGGCCCCACCGAUUUCACAGUCUGUCCUCUCCCCUCCGCAUCUCCAAGUCUCUUCCAAGUUCCAACCAAUGUCUCAUUAAAAAAAAAAGUCUCUUCCAGCCAUGGCCACCGCCGCCGCUUCGCCGCCGCCGACCGCCACCGGGGACAACGUCCGCCUCCUUAUCCCUGGAUUCCUCUCCCCCGAGACCUGCAAGGAGCUGGAGUUCGUCCACUGGAGCUGCGGGACGGCGGGGUACCGGCCUUCGGUGGUGUCUACAUCGCUGCCGCAUCUGGCUGCCACCGGCUGCGGCCACCUACUCCUCCCCUUCGUGCCCAUCCGCGAGCGACUCCGCGAUGCCGUCGAGUCCUUCUUCUCCUGCCACUUCGACCUCUUCGUCGAGUUCACCGGACUAGUCAGUUGGUGCAAGGGUGCUUCUAUUGGAUGGCACAGUGACGACAACAAACCUUAUCUUAGGCAAAGAGCCUUCACGGCUGUGUGUUACUUGAACAAUCAUGGAAAGGACUUUAAGGGUGGACUUUUGAAGUUUCAGGAUGGUGAACCCUCCUCUGUUAUUCCAGUUGCCGGUGAUGCUGUCAUCUACACUGCUGAUAAUCGUAAUGUGCAUUGUGUAGAUGAGGUAACUGAGGGUGAAAGGCUCACGCUUACUCUUUGGUUCACCAGAGACAGUACCUUUGAUGAGGAUCCAAAGCUCCUUAGUUUUCUCUCCCAGGCAUCACUGAGCUAUGAGCCAGCUGAUCAGAACUCUUACAUUCCUCUGCCAGCCUCAGAUAACAUGUACUGGUUUUCCUACGGCCAGUCUGGCUUUGACAUACGAUGUGCUAGAAUCCACAUUCUAGGGUUUAAUUUUCGUGCAAGCAGCGAUGAAGACAGUAAGAGUACAUCUGCUGCUCCAGCUGAUGACCUCAUAGAGUUGCUUGGGAAGCCACUGCGAAUUGGGAGGGGAGAUGAUGUCUUUGGCAAGAUAUUUGCCAACAGCUUGCAUGCUCUUCAGGUGGUGCAAUUUUACUACUGGAAAGCACCUGAGCUGGCAGCAAGGAGAAACCAGACUAAUGGUGGUUCAGAAACAGUUUGCUAUCCUACUAUACAAGUACAUCAAUCAAGUGGAACAGAACUUCCAUUACCGUGUAACCAUGGACUUGCACAAACCAUAUUUGGAUCAUAUAGCAAUGUGGAUUCUGUUGUCGAAUGGGAUGAUGUUGUGUUAGCACUUGCUAUGUGGGAGAAUUAUUCAGAAGAACUGAAGAGAAAGUUGUCGACAUUUUUGCCAUAUUGGCUGUCCAAUGGAACCAUUUUUGUUGUAGAUCCUUCCGAGCCCACCCAGGUAGCAUUACUUCUGAUGAGGCCGUGGAGAAUUAUGGAUUUAAAUGUUGCUCAUUGGGGUAAUCUCUCCAAGAUGGAUUCACUGAUAAUUAAAACAUUAUUGAGACCGUUCCUUGAUAUAUGUGUUUCAGACAGCUUCCAUAUGGCUUAAUACAGGGUUGUACUGCCCUCAACCUGUGAUGUUCACUAGUUUGUUUCAUAUUUUUAUAUCCCACACCUCCUCGGAGGAUUGUAACUGAACUUCUACCUUUUAAAUGAAAAGAAACACAAAGAUCUUUUGUGUUUUCUUGCAAAAAAAAGGCUUAAUGUUGACUUAUUCUGUUUUGUAGAACGUUCUAUCUAAUGUUAGACUGUUACCAUUUUCUUGUUUGCCGAGUUUUUGCCACAAAGUUAUUCUGGUACUUGUAGUUUGCAUGCCUGAAGUAAUAUUUUCUUGGCAACUUUUGGUGUCAUGAAACACUUGAAAUUGUAGUAUUAUUAGGGGCCUGAAGUAAUAUUUUCUUUGCAUGCCUGAAGUAAUAUUAGGGGCCUCUGCAAUCUGAGUGCCCAAACUUAAUAAUGUUAGGUAGCAUUACGUCUGACGAGGCCGUAUAGAGUUUUGGAUUUAAAUAUUGCUCAUUGGGGUAAUCUCUCUAAGAUGGAUUCGCUGGUGUUAAACAUUAUGGAGACCGUUCCUUCAUAUAUGUAUUUCAGACAGCUUUCGUGUGGCUUAAUAUAGACCUAUUCUGUUUUAUAGAACGUUGUAUCUGCUGUUAGCCCGUUACCUCUCAAGCUGGUUACCAUUUCUUGGUUGCCAGAGUUUUUGCCAGAGAGUUAUUCUGGUACUUGUAGUUUUUUGCAUGCCCUGAAGUAAUAUUUUCUUGGUAAAAUUUGCCGAGUUUUUGCCACUAAGUUAUUCUGGUACUUGUAGUUUGCAUGCCUGAAGUAAUAUUUUAUUGGCAACAUUUGCCGAGUUUUUGCCACAAAGUUAUUCUGGUACUUGUAGUUUGCAUGCCUGAAGUAAUAUUUUCUUGGCAACUUUUGGUGUCAUGAAACACUUGAAAAUGCAGUUAGGGGCCUCUGCAAUCUGAGUGCCCAAACUUAAUGCAUGACCUGUUAAAGGGAUCUCUCUGAUUGUCUGAAACAUUGUGGUAGACCAUUCAUUGGUUAAUUUAAGCUUCUUUCAUUGGUUCUUGAAAAAUUGAAAUAUCAGCUCAUCAGAUCUCCAUGCAUUCUCUCUUCCACGCACAAACAAGUGCCCUUUAUUUGUGAAAGCUGAAGAAAAUAGUCUAUGCGCUCUUGUUGAAUCUGAUGCCAGUAUGCAAAGGUCACCGCCAGAUGCUAGAGUUCAUUUAAUUUUUCGAGUGCAGGGUACAACUCACCUGGGCAUUUGGGUACCCGAACGCAAAGCGAACCGUAUUAACUGAAUUGUCGGUUAUUUCGGUUAUCGGGUUAGGGUUCGGUUUUUGGUUUCUGCCAGUUCGGUCUUUGGGUUAGGGUUCGGUUCUCACUCCUAAAAACCCGAAAUAACCGAAUUGACCCAUAUUUACUGAACUCUCUAACGUUUGGCUGUGCUAUACUCACCAAUAAAUGAGGCCCAACAACACAGUCGCACUCCUUCGCCAAUUCUCUUGACCCUAACCCUAGAGCAGGCGGCGGCUGGUGGCACGUGCACGGCUGCAUCUGCUCGUUCGCACGCGCGUUGUGACACCGGAUGCGGCAGGAGAUGACACCAUCGAUGCGUUAUCAUGCGGGAAGCAACGCCGGAUGCCAUAGAGGACGACACCGGACGCAGGAGGCCUGUUGGCAACGAUGCCUCCUGCUGGAGCCGGAGGUGAUGAGACAAGCCGGUAGCUAGACAAGGAUAUUGCAGCGUAUUGACUACAUGCAUGUAUCCUGCGUGUAUGCACUGCUGUAUUAUCUGGAUUUGAAAAACUUGUUUGUUCUCUGUAUGCACUACUGAAUUUGCAAACGUGGUGCUUUGUCCUGUGUGUAUGCAUUUCUGAAUUUGCAAAGGUGCUGCUUUGUGUUGUG